AUUUCUGAUGAUAAUCAGUAAUAACAAUAUAAUUUCUGAUCGAGUGUCACUAUGUAAUUUUCAUUUCAACAAAUCAGCGAUAGGAGGACUUUGGCCCCGGUGGCGGCUCCUCCCUCUGUGUUUCAACAGUCCGGUGAGUUCUUUGUGUAGCCUGACUUACAGCCUGCAAAGAGUUUCGGUAAGCCAGGGGCAGAGUAAAACCUCUGGGGCAUAAAUGUAACAAUCACCAUGCUCCCCCUCCCCCCCACGGCUGCUGCAGGAACAGACAGGAAACAAAAGAAGGGAAGAACCACUCGACUUCUCACUGAGUUGUAGAGAGGCACAUGACUCUUCUCUCAAAGGGAUAAACAUUUCAACUGGAAAAGACUGAAGACUUCAUUCAAAUGAGGAUUAUUGGAUGUGCAGGACAGCUUUCUUGUAUGGAAAAAAAGGACGUUGGAUACUAAUACAGGUAUUUUGUGGAGUUGCUGUAUACUUUCCAGUAUAUCAUAAGAGCAUUCAGUAUUUUUUCCUCCCUGAAUUAAACGCAAAUUUCCCUGACUGGUUGCACCUGGAAUUUUCUGACUGACACAAGUAAACGGGUGAGGAGAACCUUUUUACUCUGUACAUGUUACAGACUGACCAACCCGAUUCAAAAAUGUCUCACAGCAUGAAUCAAUCAAUCAUGAACUGCAACAAGAGUGAUGACUUCAAGUACCCUCUGUAUAGCUCGGUUUUCAGUCUGGUGUUUGUCGUUGGAUUCUUCUUCAACAUGGUGGCUGUAUACAUUUUUGGCUGUACACUGAAGAUGCGGAAUGAGACCACGACAUACAUGAUCAACCUUGUAGUUUCAGACUGUCUCUUUGUCCUGAGCCUGCCUUUUCGGAUUGUUUACUUCAUUACACGUAACUGGACAUUUGGAAGUGUGCUCUGCAAGAUCUCUGUGGCCCUGUUCUACACCAACAUGUACGGCAGCAUCCUCUUCCUCACCUGCAUCAGUGUUGACCGUUUCCUGGCCAUUGUGCACCCGUUCAGGUCCCAAGCAAUACGUACCAAGAGGAAUGCCAAACUGGCCUGUUGUGCAGUUUGGAUUAUGGUUCUUUCCGGAAGUAUACCUACUGGGUUCCUUUUGGACACCACUUCACCCAACUCCCCCACAAACUACUGCUUUGAAAACUACUCCAGAAAACAGUGGAAGGCUGAGCUGUCCAAGGUGGUGGUGUUCAUUGAGACUGUUGGCUUCAUCAUCCCACUGAUGCUCAACGUGUUCUGCUCGAUCAUGGUGCUACGGACACUGAGUAAACCCCAAACACUCAACCGUGGAGGGACCCUCAACAAGAGAAAGAUCUUGAGGAUGAUCAUCGUGCAUCUGCUCAUCUUCUGCUUCUGUUUCAUUCCCUACAAUGUUAAUCUCAUCUUCUAUGCCAUGGUCCGCUCCAACGUCCUAACGGGGUGUGACGCAGAAUAUGUGGUCAGAACCAUCUACCCCAUUGCUCUGUGCAUAGCAGUGACCAACUGCUGUUUUGAUCCAGUCAUUUACUACUUCACUUCGGAGACCAUUCAGAGCUCCAUCAGACGCAAGUCCACAGUAUGGCACAAAGGUGCCAGGCUAUUCGACAGGCUACAGAUGGACAGCUCACAAAGCAGUCCAAUCACAUCAACAUCCAAAAAGCUGACCCUGAUGAAUCUGAGAAGCAAACCGUUUGACAGUGAGUCUACAAUCUAGUGGCAGCUAUGGUUGUAAAGUGUGUUGAUGAUUCACUGACUGCUGGGGAAACCCGAUUUGAAUCUGAGGACGGAGGUGGAAGAAGAGAGGCCUUGAAGAUCAUAACGCAUAAAUACAAUGGUUACUAAGGAAUCUCUCAUCCACUUGACACUACUGAGACUGGGAGUUAAGACACUGAUCUCUAGUCAGUCAACAGAAGAAUGGAGUCGAAGAAGAAACAUUUAAAAACACUAAAGUGUGUAAAGCCUAAAGACUCUUUAUCAAGGUGCCAAUUCACCACACACAAGUUUGAAAACUCUAUAUUUUUUGAGUUCAUGAUGUGUAUUAGUGACGAUGACAGGUGGUGCGGCAAAUAAGCAAAUGCCUUUGUAAGACAUUGUAAAUAUAGUAUUCCUCAGAGCAGAUUCUCACUCAUAUUGGCAAUGCUGAACCAGUAUUACAACUCUGUUUCAUGUACUGUACUGUGCAGUGUCUAAGUAGUUGUGGCCCCACUAUGGCACUUUAGAGAGCAGCAUGUUCUAUAACAGCUUUACCCAUUAAACUGAAAGCAAAUAAAAGUUGUUAAA
Messenger RNA from Cyclopterus lumpus (lumpfish), 2271 nucleotides. Its product is annotated as lysophosphatidic acid receptor 6-like. Gene Ontology annotation, molecular function: lysophosphatidic acid receptor activity. The record is from RefSeq and is a predicted model, not a curated record. NCBI's taxonomy places the organism in Eukaryota, Metazoa, Chordata, Actinopteri, Perciformes, Cyclopteridae. Gene Ontology annotation, biological process: positive regulation of Rho protein signal transduction; phospholipase C-activating G protein-coupled receptor signaling pathway. The transcript has a single exon. Gene Ontology annotation, cellular component: membrane. The coding region runs from base 608 to 1705 and encodes 365 amino acids.